UGUUUACAUCUGUGUUAAAUGAAGAGUGUACAGUAGAGAUUAAAUGUCUUUUGUUGUCAUUUGUAUGGGGUGGGAUUUAAACUAGUACAUUCUAAUAGCUGAGAGAGUGAACAGUGUUCACAACAAUGUAUUGGAAAUGUUUUAAGACAUAGCUUGGGAUUUAACUCUCUCUUCUUCUACUAUUUUUUAUUAUUAUAAGCAUUUAUCUAUCAUGGCUUUAGUUCUGCAUUUGAAAUAUGCUGAAAAUUUACGAGGAAAAGGCGACCGUUUGGCUAAAGUCACUUUUAGAGGAGUAUGCCACUACACAAAGAUUGUUGACUCAGAAGAUUCUGCUUUCUAUGAUGAGGUAUUUGAGUGGCCGGUGGCACGUCCGAUUGAAAAAGAUGAAUUUAUUGAUAUUCAGAUCCUUAAUUAUAAUAAAUACCUCAGCAAUAGACUAAUAGGUACCUUUAGGAUGAUCCUACAAGAACUGAUUGAAGUGGGUACAGUAAAGAUCUCUGACAAUCUACUUGAUGGAAACAAUGUUGUGAUGAAGACAACAGUGACCUUUGAACUUACAUAUAAUGCACCAGAUGGGUCAGUUGGUAUGUGGCAAAGAGGUGGCUUUGAGAAACUAAAAACUGAUGAAUUACGGCAGCCUCUAUCUGAAGAUGAACUGAACCUUUUGAAUAUAAAACGUAGUCGUAGUGGAGAUCGUAGUGAUGGCAGUGACACUAUCUCUAUUGCAUCAACUAAGUCCUCCAUUAGGGGGUCAAAGUUGAGUCUGGCUUCAUCCAAAGGUGGAGGCAGAUCUCCAAGACAUUCAAAGGUAUUUAAGUCAGCAGUGCAGAUGAUGAUGACCGUGAACAGACGACCCUCAGGAAUCUUAGAUGAUAAACAGUCUUUACUGGAACCUGAACCUGAACUGGAAGACACAAGUUUGGAUGCUAAGGCAGCAGAGAUGGCGUCAUUACUGGGACGAAGGUCAGACAUGGAUGAUGACAAUGCAAGUGAUGGUCGUGCAUCAACAAUAACUACACCAAUUACACAGAGAAGAAACAGAGGGAAAUCCCCAAAUAUUGAACCGCCAUCUUUAAAAGCUCAGGACUUUCAGGUCUGUGUAACAGUUAUAGAAGCCCGACAGUUAGCUGGUGUAAAUAUGGAUCCAGUCGUUUGUGUUCAAGUAGGAAAUGAGAAAAAAUACACAAGUGUCAAAGAAUCUACAAACUGUCCUUAUUACAACGAGUAUUUUGUAUUUGACUUUCACAUGGCUCCUGCAAUGUUAUUUGAUAAAAUCAUCACUCUGACAGUAUGUCAGUCUGGUCGACUUCUACGCAGUAAUAAACCAUUAGGAAUGUAUAAAUUGGAUGUAGCCACCGUCUAUGCAAGCCAAGAUCACCAGUUUUACCAUAAGUGGGCCAUGUUAACUGACCCAGAUGACAUCAAUGGUGGUUUGAAAGGAUACCUUAAAUGUGAUAUUGCUGUAAUUGGCAAAGGAGAUUCCAUAAAGGUGCCUCCAAAGACAGACAAAGAUGAGGAUGAUAUUGAAGGAAAUCUGUUGUUACCAGAUGGUGUGUCCUCCGACAGAUCACGUGCUAAAUAUGUGAUACGUAUACACAAAGCUCAGGGCUUACCUAAGAUGAACACAGGAAUUGUAGCCAAUGUUAAGAAAGCCUUUACUGGUGAAAGUAAAGAUCUAGUGGAUCCUUAUGUUAAAGUGUCCUUUGCUGGUCAUGUGGGUAAAACAGAUGUACAGAAAGGGUCAUAUGAACCUAUAUGGAACCAGCAGAUAGUAUUCACAGAAAUGUUUCCACCAUUAUGUCGUAGACUCAAAAUACAACUACGUGAUAAAAAUAAAGUCAAUGAUGAUAUUAUAGGAACCCACUUUUUAGAUCUAGCCAAAAUAUCCAAUGAGGGAGACAAAGGUUUUCUCCCAACUUUUGGGCCUUGUUGGAUAAAUUUGUAUGGGUCAACAAGAGACUACAGUUUAUUAGAUGAACACACCCACUUGAAUGAUGGACUUGGUGAAGGAGUGUCUUACAGAGGCAGAAUAUUGGUUUCCAUGAAAACAGAAAUUUUAGAGAACUCUGACUCUUCCUGUCCUGCCUCUGUAGAAUUAGAAACUGCAUUACCUGUACCUGAGAAUGCAGUUGGGAAACCAGAAGAGUUUUUCCUCUUUGGAUGUGUUACUGAAUCUACCAUGAUAGACAAGAAAUAUGCAGAUAAACCAGUUCACUUUGAAAUCAGUAUUGGAAAUGCAGGUAAUACAUUAGAUGGUUAUAACCCACCAACGAAGAAAAAACGCAGUGACAGUAGUAGUGAGGAAACCGAGUCGGAUGAAUCAGCUGAUGAAGAUCAACCAUUAGUAUCCACCACUGUUUCUUCUGAACAACCAAAAUGGCAGAGUACAACGCCACCAUUACGGCCAAUUUCUAGAGACAAAUUUUAUUACAAUUUGCCAUAUUAUGAGGACAAGCCAUGUAUUUAUGUAAAGCAGGUGUUAGAAGAUCAUAGGAGGAGAAUGUAUAACUCUAACAUUAUAGACAAAAUAGCGGAGAAACUGGAAGAUGGCAUUCAUGAUUUCAACCACAUGUUAACUGAGGAACAACCUUUUCCAGAAAAACGAUUAAGGGGUGUAUUUGAAGAAUUAGGAUCAGGUUGUUCUAAGUUUGUUUCCAUAGUUAGAAGUACUAAUGCUGGUUCAGGAGCUGGAAAAACUAAACUCGACAAAGAAAGACAGAAAUUAUUGUUACGAGAAAUGGACCAGUUGUCCACUAUGGCCAGAACAAUGAAAGCUACAACGACAAAAAGUAACAUGAAAGAUAAACUACGCUAUGCAAACCAGUUCUUACAGAAACUGAAAAAUAUAUCUCAGGAGCCCCAACAUGCCCUCCCUGAUGUAUUUAUAUGGAUGAUCAGUGGAAACAAAAGAUUGGCUUAUCAACGGUUACAUGCUAAAGAUCUUAUUUACUCCAUUGUUGAUGAAGAGAGGGGAAAAGAUUGUUCCAAAGUUCAGACAUUAUUCUUACGGUUACCAGGAAAGAAGGCUACCAGUGUAGCAGGUUGGGUAAUACAGGCCAAAGUACAAGUGUAUUUAUGGUUAGGACUGACAAAACAUAAAAAGGACUUUCUUACUGGUCUUCCUGGUGGAUAUGAUCAAAACUCACUUAUGCAAAUAGCUAAUAAACCUCAUGGUGUUCCCCCUCCAUUUAUACACUUUACAGAGAGACAAACAUUCCAAGUUAGAGCCCACAUGUACCAGGCUAGAAGUCUGAUAGGUUCUGAUGCCUCAGGACUGUCAGAUCCAUUUGCUAGAGUUGUCUUUAACAACCAGAGUGUGGCUACACAAGUGAUUGAGGAGACACUGAGUCCAACCUGGGAUGAAAUGUUAAUUAUAAAUGAGGUGGAGAUAUAUGGAUUGAUGCAGGAAAUAGCUAAAUAUCCACCAACCAUUAUAAUAGAACUGUUUGAUCAAGAUAAAGUGGGGAAAUCAGAAUUUAUUGGCCGAGCAGUGGCCAGACCAAUUGUUAAGAUGAGCUCUGAAAGUUAUGAUGGACCUAAAUUCCCUCCACGCUUAGAAUGGUGGGAUAUCUAUAGAGGACCCGACAAAGCAGGAGAACUUUUAGCUGCUUUUGAAAUACUCCAGUUAUCUCCCUUUGGUGAUAUGAAAGGUGGAGAAGAUUUACCUCCCUUAGAAAUGCCAGAACUAGGAGAUAAAGAUCGUGGCCCUGUUAUGCCUGUACCUAAAGGCAUACGACCAAUACUUAGUAAACACAGAAUCGAGGUUUUAUUCUGGGGAGUAAGAGAUCUUAAGAGAGUCCAAUUAUCAACAGUGGAUAGACCAAGAAUAGACAUCGAGUGUGCUGGGUCCAUUAAACAAUCAUCUGUUAUACAACAUACCAAGAAAAAUCCAAACUUCAGUGUGCUGGUUAAAUCAUUUGAUGUGGAGUUGCCAGAAAAUGAAAAUUACUGUCCACCAAUUACAAUUAGAUGUAUAGACUGCCGUAACUUUGGACGAUAUGUUCUGGUUGGAACACAUGUAAUUAACUCUAUACACAAGUUCAUGUACGUUCCUACUACAAAGAAAGCAAAGGCAGCACUACAAAAGUUAUUCCCUGGAAAAGACCCUGAUGCUCCAAAAAUUAUUGGACCUCAAGUUUCAGUAAAGGUUGAUGAUGUAGCCAUUACUAUGCCAGAUGAAAGAUUCCCUCUUAUCAACAAAAACAGACCACUUGCAAUUGAUGUGGCAGACAAGAAGAAACAAAAAACAGCUGAAAAUAAACGAAAGAAGAAAUCUCUGCCCGAGGAUGAGGAUGACCUUGACCUUGAUAAUUUAGAUUGGUGGAGUAAAUACUUUGCUUCUGUUGAUACAUUGAUACAGGAUCCCAAUUUGACACCUGAUGAGGAACAUGAUAAAAACAAAAGGAAUGAUAUCAUUGACCCAGUUGACCUUGACAAUCAGACAGAUAUACCAAUGAACAAUAAUCAGGGAACAACUCCAUAUGGCUCUAUACCUAAUGGUGACAGUAAAAAUGAAGAUGAUCCAGAUUAUAACCCAAAAGAAGCAAAGAAGAUGGAAGCCACCUUAAAAAAGAUGGAGAAACAGGAUGAGAAAAGAACAUUAAAAGGCACAGCGAAAGCAGUCACUCUUGCCUCAAAAAUGUCUCCUAAAGCUCAACGCAAAAAAGAUAAAGCCAAAAACACAACAUCUCAGUUAAAGUCUAUAUCAUCUAAUGUUGGCAUGUUUAUCAACAAAGCAUUUGAUAUGGGUGAACAAGAUGCUGAGGAAGAGAUACCACUUACACGAGACAAGGAAAUAUUUAAGGUUUAUCCAUUUGAACUAGAAAGUGUGCCGGAAUUCAAUGGCUUCACAGAUUGGCUGCAUACUUUUGAUUUAUAUCGUGGUAAAAGUACAGGAUCAGCAGAAGAUGAUGAAAGUCGAGUUGUUGGUAAAUUUAAGGGAUCACUUAAGAUUUACAAGAUACCACUGCCAGAUGAUAUAGAGGACACUGCAAUAGGGGGAGGUAACCCACAACUUGGUUUGUUCCAGGGAUUACCUGGUAAUGAACCCAUCAAAGUUUUAGUGCGAGUUUAUGUUGUAAAGGCAACAGAACUACAUCCAGCCGAUAUAAAUGGAAAAGCUGAUCCGUAUCUUGUUAUCCGACUUGGAAAUAAUACUGUCAAUGAUAAGGAAAACUAUAUCUCCAAACAACUUAAUCCUGUGUUUGGCAAAUGUUUUGAGAUGGAAUCAACUUUUCCUAUGGAAUCCUUCCUUACUGUCCAAGUGUACGAUUGGGAUUUGGUUGGCAUGGAUGACUUGAUUGGUGAAACCAAAAUUGACCUUGAAAACAGAUAUUACAGUCGACAUAGGGCCACUUGUGGCAUUUCGAAUAAAUUUGAACUGACUGGAUACAAUGCAUGGAGAGAUCCUUUGAAGCCUACCCAGGCAUUAGCCAAGCUAUGUAAGGAUGGUAAAAUAGAUGGUCCCCAUUACCAGCCAGGGAAAGUCCGAGUGGCUAAUCGUAUCUUUACACAGCCUAUCCUGGCAAAUGAUGAGGAGGAUGGGGCAACAAGUCAGGAAGAAAACCUUGCUUUAUCAGUAUUAAAGCAUUGGGAAGAAAUACCAAAAGUUGGUUGUAAAUUGGUUCCAGAACACAUAGAAACACGGCCACUUUAUAACCCUGACAAACCAGGCAUUGAACAGGGUAAAAUUGAGAUGUUUGUUGAUAUGUUUCCCAUGGAUAUGCCCCCACCUGGACCCCCUGUUGAUAUUAGUCCCAGGAAACCAAAAAGUUUUGAGCUGAGAUGUAUUAUAUGGAAUACUGAUGAUGUUGUAUUGGAGGAUGAUGCAUUUUUUACUGGGGAGAAAAUGAGUGAUAUUUAUGUGAAGGGUUGGAUUAAAGGCCAGGAAGAUAUGCAGAGUACAGAUAUUCAUUAUAGAUCCCUAACUGGGGAAGGAAACUUUAAUUGGAGAUUCUUGUACCCCUUUGAUUAUUUGGUUGCUGAAGAGAAGAUUGUCAUUUCACGGAAAGAGUCACUGUUUUCUUGGGAUGAAACAGAAACAAAGAUCCCACCACGAUUAAAUUUACAAGUUUGGGAUGCUGACCAUUUCUCUGCAGACGAUUUUCUCGGGGACUUAACACUUGAUCUUAACCGUUUUCCACGUGGAGCAAAGUCGGCCAAAUUAUGUACCUUAGAUAUGUUGAAAACCGAUGGGUCUGUCCCACAGAUGUCACUGUUCAAACAGAAGCGUGUUAAAGCAUGGUGGCCAUUUGUUGUGAAGAACGAUGACGGAGAGUAUGAAUUGACAGGAAAAGUUGAAGCUGAGUUACAUCUGAUGAGUGGAGAGGAAGCUGAAAAACACCCAGCAGGUGCAGGAAGGAAUGAACCAGACCCACUAGAAAAACCAAAUCGACCAGAUUCUUCAUUUAUGUGGUUUCUAAAUCCCUUCAAAUCUCUCAAGUACAUCUUAUGGCACAACUAUAAGUGGAUGAUACUCAAGCUGUUACUGGUAACUCUUCUGAUUGCUUUACUGGUUCUAUUCUUCUAUGCUAUGCCUGGUUACACAGUCAAAAGGAUGUUUGGAGCGUGAUUAGAACUUCAGUGACAAAGAGUCAAAAGUUUUUAUGCAUGUUUGUAAUGAUGGUGUUUAUAGCAAGUUGUACUACAGCACAUACAAUUUUGUAUAAAUAUUUUUUAUUGUUAUUAUUUAUUGUAAAUACACAUUCCAAACUAUCUGUGAUUAACAGGAGUUUUAUUGGUAGACAAAGACUUCUGUUUUUUUUUUUGAUUUGUUUGACGGAUAAAAUAAUGAUGAUUCAAAUGUAAAAAAAGAAAAUGCCCAGAUCUAAUGGAAGGAAAUAUUUAUGUAAGUUAAAUAUGUGUUCAGUUUAGAUAAACACAAAAAGAAAGCUUUUUGAUCUUUUUAAAGAAUGUUUAAUAAUAUGAUUAUGAUGUGGAUACACUGCCACAUUUCUUUUUGAUUUAAGAAUUGCUAAUAUCUUUUUUAUAUCUAUUAUAUAUAAUUAUUGCUAUGAAAUAUAUUUGUUAUGUGUAUGUUGUAAAGGACUGCAAAUUAUGCAGUAGAAAAUUAGAGAUACAAAGUACUAGAAAAGAUGAUCUUUAAUUAUACUUGGAUAUGGUCCCACCUAUUUAUAUUUGUAGUGAAAAGUCUAGAUAUUUACCGAAACUGAAGCAUGAGACUACAAAUAUCCUGACAUAGUAAUGUUAAUAAACAAUCUUAAGCAUUAUAAUUUUUACCAAAAUUGUUAUAAAAAAUGCUGAUGAGCUUAGUAGCAUUUUUUUUUUCAGUUCAAUGAAUUUUGUGUAGACCAAACUCUGCAAAAGUAGAAACGAUGUUUAAUUUAAACUAUUGUAACAGAGCAUGCAAUAAAUAUACCUUUGUUAUUCAACCUGUAUUUAUCAAACACCUGACUGUAAGGCCUUAAGUUAUAAUCACUCGUAUUACCACUAGGCCUAAAAAAAAAUAGUAACUUUUCAGGUCACCUUGCAAAUGGUUAUAAUCACUCAUUGGGUCACCGGGACUAAGAUUAUCAUCACUCACCCGGUCCAAGUAUAUAACUACUUGUUAUAUCACCAGGCCCAAGGAUAUAAAUAUUCAUUAUAUAACCAGGCCCAAGGAUAUAAUCAGAGUGUACUCUUCUGGUAACCGUGCCUAAAGUCAUAAUCAUCCUAAAGGUCACCAGGUCUAAGGUUAUAGUAGUCAUGAAGUAACCAGGCCUAAGGUUACAGAAGAGAUGAAGUCACCAGGCAUAAGGUAAUAAUCAUUUUAUGGCUACCAAAGCUCAGGUUAAAGUCAUCUAUAAGGCACAUGACCUAAGGUUAUAAUCACCCAUAAGGUCAUCAGGCCUAAGGUUGUAAUCUCUUGAUCAAGUCACUCAUAAGUGACCAUGCCUAGGGAUAUCGACACUCAUGAGGUCAGCAGGUUUUAAUAUAUCAAUUAUCAAGUUAUUAGACCUAACAUGAAAAUCUUUCAUCAAUUCACCAGCCCUAAGGUUGUCAUCACUCAUAAGUUCGCAUAUAGGUUACAAUCAUGCAUAAAAUAACAAGGUUAUGGUUAUAGCUACUUAUGAGGUCACCAGCAUAAGGAUAUAAUCACUCGUCACAAGACCUAAAGUUAUAAUCAAUCAUCAAGUCAUCAGACUUAAAGGGGAAUCACCAAUCCUAAGAUUAUAAUUUCACAUAGAUCACCAGGCCUAAAGUUUAAUUACCAAUCCUAAGGUUAUAAUUUCACAUAGAUCACCAGGCCUUAAGUUUAACCACCAAUCCUAAGGUUAUAAUUUCACAUAGAUCACCAGGCCUUAAGUUUAACCACCAAUCCUAAGGUUAUUAUUUCACAUAGAUCACCAGGCCUUAAGUUUAACCACCAAUCCUAAGGUUAUAAUUUCACAUAGAUCACCAGGCCUUAAGUUUAACCACCAAUCCUAAGGUUAUUAUUUCACAUAGAUCACCAGGCCUUAAGUUUAACCACCAAUCCUAAGGUUAUAAUUUCAUACAGAUCACCAGGCCUUAAGUUUAACCACCAAUCCUAAGGUUAUAAUUUCACAUAGAUCACCAGGCCUUAAGUUUAACCACCAAUCCUAAGGUUAGUAAGAUCACCAGAUCUAAGGACAAAAUCACUAAUGGAUCAUGAGGUCUAAGGUUUCAAUUUGUUUUGGAGAUAAAUGGUAAAGCGAACAGUGUAAGGUUCCAUUAGGCAAAUCAAGAUAAUAAUAUUUCCAGUUAUCUAACCUAUCCUAAUAUUCCAGUUGAAAUAAGAACAAAUGGAAAAUAUCUUAAAAUAUUGGUUGAAUAGCAUUAUCCAUUGUUUACAUUGAAACUAGAAGUCCAUGUACUGGAUACUUUUCCUAGACCUUAAUAGUUUCCCAUUAUUGCUGCAUGUUCAGUGGAGAUGAAUUCAUAACCUCUCUUGUAGAAUUAUGUAUAUAAUUAGUCCAAUCUUAUGUAUUGUUAUCAUAAUAGUCCCUUCUCUAUUCAGAUCAGGUCAGAGAGUUAAACAUUGUAAAUAUUAUAAAGUUUGUACUUAAUCUUUUUGAAGCAGAUAUUUUCAAUCGUCUUUUUUGCAUCUGGUCAUAUGUAUUUUGAAUUCAGCUGCUGAAAUGAAAACAGUUAAAGAAGGAAGGGUAAAAUUUACUGGUAAAGUUAAAUCAGGAUAGUUGAUAAUGGGAUUCAAUUUACUGGUAAAGUUAAAUCAGGAUAGUUGAUAAUGGGAUUAAAUUUACUAAUAAAGUUAAAUCAGGAUAGUUGAUAAUGGGAUUCAAUUUACUAGUAAAGUUAAAUCAGGAUAGUUGAUAAUGGGAUUCAAUUUACUGGUAAAGUUAAAUCAGGAUUGUUGAUAAUGGGAUUCAAUUUACUGGUAAAGUUAAAUCAGGAUAGUUGAUAAUGGGAUUCAAUUUACUGGUAAAGUUAAAACAGGAUAGUUGAUAAUGGGAUUCAAUUUACUGGUAAAGUUAAAACAGGAUAGUUGAUAAUGGGAUUCAAUUUACUGGUAAAGUUAAAUCAGGAUAGUUGAUAAUGGGAUUAAAUUUACUGGUAAAGUUAAAUCAGGAUAGUUGAUAAUGGGAUUACAUUUACUGGUAAGGUUAUAUUCAGUGUUUUAUGAAAGGUUUAAUAUAAUUUUUAAGUAGCUUUUAUGGAAGUUAUAGUACAUUUGACCAGUUGCACGAAGAAAACUUAUAAGGUUGUAGUUUCUCUGUAUAUACUUGUUAAAUCUAUUGUUAUAUUUGUGCAAUAAUGUGAUAUUUUAUAACACUUUUGUACAGGUUGCACUUUUUGUUGAUUUUUUUCUUGUUUAUGUACAAUUUUUAUUGUUAUGAGAUUUUUGCCUGCAGUUUGUCAUCAUUUUUUUUCCUGUCCUUGGUGAAAACAGUUGGUAUCAGGAUUUUUUUCUUGUCAUGCUGGCAAAAGAUUGGUAUCAGUUUUUGAUUGUCAAUCCUGGCAACAUAUUGGUAUUGAUUUUUGCCAUGCCAUGCUGGCAGAUUUUCUCUUGCCAUGCUAGCAACAGAUUGGCAUUUGUUUAUCCCUUUCCUUGCAGACAACAGAUUGGUUUAGGUUUUUGCAUUUUAUAGAGCAAUGGCCUAAAUUGAUUGAGAUUAUACCACCACAACUGGUGAUGCACAAAUUUGUGACAUGUAUGUUAAAUUGUUGUAUAUACUCAGACGAAGAAAGAAGUGUUUGGUGUGAAGAAAUAAAAUCAAUAAUCUCAAGAAUGUUUGUCAUAAAAAAGAAAAACUGGUUUUGUCAUUUUAUAAUGGACUUACUCAUUGUUUGAAUGAUUAGAGCAAAACAGCUAGAACUUUACUUUAUCAAAUUCAUAACUUUAAAUUAGAUGUAUUAGCCAUGUUUUUCUGUGAAAGAACAAACAUGCACACAAAAUUACAAUGUCAGACAAUGACAGUUAGAUUAUACUUUUUGUAACCUCUUUGUUUGUACUGAAUACUUUAUGGUUGUGUGAUGGCAAUGAGAUUUUUUUACUUAAUAGAUACAUUUUUACUGUAGCUAUCAUUGUCUCAUUAAUUAGUAUAACACUUUAUCAUCAUUUUAACUUAAAUUGAAUUUAUAUGGUCAUUGCAAGUAAUCAUAUUUUUUACCACAUUCAAGUCCAAAAUUUCAAUAGCAAUAGAUACAUGCUUAAAGGACAUCUAACAAUGUGUAUGAAAUCCUCUUAUGAAGCUUUAUUUGAUAAAAUGAUAAAAAUAAUCUGUUAUGAAUUAGAUUUAUUCACUUGGUUGGCAAAUUCUAUUUCAUAAAAAAAUAAACAAUAACUGUGUCCUUUUCUGCUCUCCUUAGAGUCACUUGAAGUGAUACUCAAAACAAUCAUUUUUUUCUCAGUAGAUUUAUUUUCUUGGAUGAAACUUGUAUUUACACAAGUGCUUAGAAUGUCCAUGAAAGAUUGUAUAGCCAAAUAUUGAAUACAUUUGUGAGCCAAAGGCAAGCUAGUCAUAAAAAGAAAAGCUCUUAUAUUGUUGUGCUGAAUUUUUAUAAAUUAUAAUGUAAAAAAUUGUGCACUUGGUAAUGAAUUGAUGGUUUAUAGAAAAAAUGAGAAAUUCCACUUAUUCCCCCCAGUGGAAUAAGAAUAAAGACAAGGAUUUUUUUAUCUCAACUGGUAAAAAUACAACUUUUGGGGUACGUAAGAACUUCUGAAUUGUAUAAAAAUUAUUUUUCAAACUUCAUAGAAAUAAAUGCUGAUUGAAGGUUUAAAUUCUUAUGUCACAACUGUGGUGGCAAGCAAACAGCCAAGUUUUGUCAUUUACUAAUGGUAGACUGCCUGCUAUGACCUGUGAGUGACUAUUGCCUAAUGUCAACUAUAAUUUAGGUGGCAAUUUGCCUCUUCUGGCAUUUUGGAAUACAUUAAAUUUCUUUUUUAAUGCCCCCGCCGUCUGUCCCAUUUUCGUUUCCGCACUCUAACUUUAGUUUGCUUCAUGCAAAUUUUAUGAAACUCAUACACAACGCUAAGAACCACAACAGGCAGACAGAGUUCAAAUUUGGGUUGUGAGUCAUUUAUGGUUCUAGAUUCUCCUUUUUGCAAAGCUUGAGCGGGGACAUUCAUAUCCUCAGACACAUUCUUCUUUUUUUAGAAUAAGAUUUGUUUUUAACUUGGUCUGAUUCUCAAUGACCCAUAUGAAAAAGGAAAUAUCUUGAAUGAUGAUGAAUGAUUAAUUUUUUUUCAGACCUGGAAUAUUUGUUUUCUAUGUAUCAUUUUAUCGUAAAAGGGCAGUCAUUUUGAAGAAAUAGAUUUUUUUAAAUUAAAUUGUUUCAGUGAACAUGUGAACUUAAAUUCAGCACAACAUUAAUUUGAGUGUGUAUUGAGCCCUGAAAGUGUUCUAUCAUAAUUACCUGUUGUACUUGUUGUUCUUUAAUAAAGAAAACCAUUCCAUA
Molecule: messenger RNA, 11877 nt
Organism: Mytilus californianus (California mussel)
Lineage: Eukaryota; Metazoa; Mollusca; Bivalvia; Mytilida; Mytilidae
Product: otoferlin-like
Exons: 45
Coding region: 212-6571 (2119 amino acids)
Biological process (GO): plasma membrane organization
Cellular component (GO): membrane
Source: RefSeq, a predicted model, not a curated record